CGUCACUUUCACUGUCCAGUUAAUACAAGAUCUGAAAACAGACGAUCACACAACAAAGACAAAAGCAAUCUAUAUCCAUGGAUGACUUCUCCGCGGACAUAAGGUUCUCAGCCUUCGAGAAGCUCGCAACACUAGCAGUCCAAUCCCCCGCGAGCGAUGAGGAAUCAGAUAUCGCGCGAUUAUCUCGACAUUACAAGCAGUUGGUACACUGCUCGAGUGGAUUGAACGGUACUUUGAGAUCCCAAGCCCCAACAUCCCGGGUGCCCAUGGGCAUUCGGGAACUAGAUGUUCUUGUGGCACUAUGCAAAGCAUCCUCGUCGGUCAACAGGCUUGAGCAUGCAUCCAGGCUAGUGAUGCAAUUAUCCCAAUACCUUCCUGAAUCACACAGCCAGCUUUUCCGCCCGUCGCCCUUCUUGCACAACGUAAAACCGUCACCUUGGGAGGCUCUGACCUUCAACAUCACCUCCGCUCUUUUAAGGCUCGGCUUAGAGUAUCCUUCACUGCAUGACAAGGUCGGCAUUGCUGUCAAUGGAUAUUUGGAUAAUUGUGCAGAGGCAAUCAAUGUUGCAGUGCCAUUGCUGAAUUAUGGGUCGGGGGCAGAAAAGCAGGGGGCUGUUCAUGAGUCUGUCGGUGUUCUUUCGAUCGCUGUCUCUCUUGUUGGCUUCUUAGAAGCUUCGGCUAUGUUUACUCCGUUUUGGGACGCCACGAAACAGCUGCAGAUACUCCAGCAACUGCGAUCAAUUCUGUCCGAGGGAUUCAUGAUUGCCGUCGAGACUGCCUCAUCUACAGUACGUCACGCAGGAACAUCAGAACAUGGACUCAGGGAUUGGAGAAAAUACACUCGGCGGUAUUCUGCUGAUGGACGACCCUUAGGAGCUAUGCUGCUGCAGGCCGGUCUCAUGCAAUUCGUUAAAGCUUGCGCUACAUCUCUGGUUGGUGCGCAAAAUUGUUCGGAUUCUGAGCUUCUUGAUGACUAUAUGAACGGAGUUGGUAUUGCUAGAAGUCAUGACGAGGCCGAGGUUAAUCUUCUCGACUGCCUAACAGAAGCCAUCGCCGAUCAAAUCCAGCUUCUGGAUGAUGGAUCCGAUUACCUACAACUCGGCUCACCCUUGCAGCAAAAGCUCGCUUUUUCUGUCAAAGCAUAUGCUUUCAUCGGUUAUCUUCAAUGUGUCAUCCUGAGUGGAAAUAUAACCAAUAGUGAGGAUUUCCAAGGUUGGCUAGAGGAUGUACUCAUGGAUCCGAACCAAAUGUCUUGCUCCGAACUAGCAACUGCUACUUUGAAAAGUAUAGCGAUUGUUGCAAAAAUGUCUUUGAGUGGGGCCGCCUCUGGAAGUCGCUCACUUCUACGGUACAUUGUCGAAGGUGGUGUGUCCAGUCGAUCUUCUAGCGCCAUUUCUGCGAAGUGCCUUGCUCAAGUUCUAGGAAUCCUCUCACAAGACGCAGUUAUCACUACGCUAUAUUCGCUGGGAAAUGUCUUGAGUCCCGGGUCGGGUAGUGAGAACAUCUACAAUGGCCAGCCAGUCACAGAAGCGUCUGGGCAUGGAAAUACCGGUCUCCCUUCGUCCCGUCGAAGAAAUGGUAGCGUAGCCUCCAUCUCGUUGGACGGCGAGGAAGUCAUUCCCUACAGGAGCGUUGUCCAUGCUAUUGUGACGAUUGCGACCAACUGUCGUGAUGAAAAAAUCAGUGCCCUAGCUCAGUCGAUGCUGUUACAAAAGAUCGGGAAAAUCAAUGCGGCUGUUGAUGCAUAUAUCAUCAAGGAGACCGCUUCGCUAUCUUUGAGCACUGGGCAGGCUGAGUUUCAACUCCUCCUCAAAUUUUAUGAUCGUAUCUACUGGGAUGGAGUCAUAAAGGGCCAUGACAACGUCACAAGAGCGGUGCAAAGUGCAAUGGCGUAUCUUUCUGUCUCCCUACAAAAGGAUUCUCCACUCCAUCGAGUUUAUCUAGUACAUCUACUUGAGAGUAUUGUCAACAAGGGUGAUGCUACUGAUUUCGAAAACGAACGACAGAAGGAUAUUGUCCUUGCGCCUAACGACAUAGUUCCAUUGCUAAAACCAUUGGCACUACUUGUAUCUUCCGAAAAAGCCGCGGGAGCCGGCGAAGUGGUCGUGGAGUAUGAUCAAGUUGUCUCUAGUUUGUUCCGCGAUGCUUGGUUCAACCUUGCCAUCCACGGGAUGUCUCUUAGUUCAGCCGUCGUUCAAAAGCAUCACAAGGUGUUGAGAUUACUUGCCAUUUACUCCCCCCCACUCGUCUCCGAAGAUCGCAUGGAGAUGCUAGAAAGCGAUGUUGAGCUUAACACAAUCUUAAGACGAGGAAUGGGACCACAGCGUCAUCUGGAGCAAAAGAAGAUGUUGAUUUCCGAAAUUCCCAGCCGCGAGUCGGACAUUAAACGUCUGAAUUACCCCAGAUCCGUUUUUCUCAACGCGGUCUUACUGAUUGAAUGUCUCCGUGCUUCAUCCGGGCAUUGCACCAAAAUUCUGGACUACUUUCGUGAUCCGGCCGUAGCCACUUUUGAAAUGGCUAGUUGCAUGGGUGACAUUGCGGAAAAGAUCAUUUCCGACUACCUUUCUCUAACUCUUUCGGGCAAACAUGAGAUUUUUUCGGUUCCAUUCUUGUCAAAAGAGUUGGCCGGAUUCUUUGUGGCCUGUUGUCAUCGCAUAGAAAGGGUGCAAAAUGUCGCUGUGGUUUGUGCCAACAAAAUAAUAAACGAGUGCCCGUCCGCAUUAUGCGCAAAGCAUUCGCUUUUUGCAUUACUGGAACUUUUAACUGUGAUGUGGAACUCCUGUCUUGAAGAAGAUAUGGAUGAGUUUGAAUGGAAGCCUUCAUUCACCUCGCCUAUGGGAAUUGUCACCGUUGACCUACCCGAUAACUACGUUUACCGAAGGAAGACCUUGAACGUAUUCCUUGAGCGAGCCACAGCAUGGGUGACAGCCGUGAUGAACGUUGCACCGUUAGACAUAAAAGGCCUACUCCAGACGUAUCUAUCUAUGCCCGAUGACGGAACUGGCUUCGGUCAAGUUUCAAUGGGCCGUUCCUUUGCAGUAAACAUGGGCUCGCUUAUUCCUAAAAGUGACCAGCGAUUGGGAUCUCUGGAAACGCAUACUGUGGGGGUAACUAACGUUGCCUCCGAUUUCAUAGGCCAGUACUCUACACGUCAAAAGUACCGAUUCUCAGAUGCGCUUUCGGUUGGGAACGGCAGGCUGGCGCCAGGGAACAUCGGACCCAAUGUCUCUACUAGUUCAAUCACUCUUUCGGAGUCAAGCAGGGAAAUUGAGAGCGUGCUAUCCGAACUUCAUCAAAAGGUCAAGCAGCGAAAUGACAUGUCCCUUGUGGAAAUACGCGAUACACUGCGACGUGCGGCCGCUGUUCUGUGCAGUAGCAGCCACCCUCACCCUUCCAUCCCCCAUUACCUAGUAUCUUUGCCCUUCGAAACUUUCUCCGAGGAGUCGAUAAAUAUGGGCAUUUCCCUUUGGAUGGGGGCCAUCCAUGAAAACCCAAGGGUAGAGCCGAUGGUCCUGGUGGAAGUGUUGAAUGCCUGGGAAAGGACGAUCGAACGUAAAAGAGGGCUUUUUGACCCCUCUUUCGAUUACGUGGAUCCAAUGUAUGCUAAAAUCGAACUUUUGCCAACCGACAAGGCUUUAAUUCUCAGCAAACAACAAGAUGCCCAAGCUCAUUUAGCACCACAUCUGCACAUUCUGCGGUUUUUUGAGAGCCACUUCAGUGCGAUCCGAUUGGGGAAUGCGCAAAGUCAACGGUUGUUUUGUCGCCUUGUUGACCGAACAACCGCAGGUCUUGCGCAAACCAGUGGCCACCCCCUGGCUAGAGAGUUACACUUUCGCAUUGUUCUUUUUGGCCUGAACGUUUUGGGGCAUUCUAACUCAGUUGGCAUGCCCUGUUUGUGGAAGCUUAAGGACCAGAUUCUCUCUGGCGCCCUGAGUUGGUUUAAGCACGCUCCCAGAUGGUCCUUUGGUGGUAAUCGAUUACAAAUUAAGACCGAGGACAAGAUACUUGGUGACGUGAUCUCUACCUUGGGAACAACCGCCAGCAUUUCAUGUGACACACAUGGACCGUAUAAGUCCCUACAGGCAAAGCAAAACCUUCUUCUUGUCCUCUUGGAGAACGAGAGAUCUCGGCUCAAGGUUUGGCUGUAUCCGUUGGAUCCGGAUCGGAAGCAUUAUAUAUCUCAGUCGCCCACUAAUAGGAACCAUACGGAGGAGGCUACGUCUUUGCUGCGACUUGCUUGGGCUGAAAGUUCUGGCUUAGCCAUUCAACUGGCUACCCGUUUCCCAUCCAGCAAGCUGAAAAACGACAUUCGUUGGCUAUUGCUGAACUUCCCCGAGAAGGUCAUCGAUGAGCCUAGCGGCCUUGAGAUCAUGUUCGGGGAAGCGCUGCCUGCGGAUGUGUCGUUCCAAUUAAAGUAUCUGUUGUAUUGGGCACCUGUCAACCCCACAGAAGCUCUAACGUACUUCCUUCCUGCGUAUGGCAAUCACCCCUUCAUUUUGCAGUAUGCUAUGAAGGCCCUGGAAAGCCAUCCAAUCGAUGUCCGCUUCUACUUUGUUCCGCAGUUGGUCCAGGCUCUUCGAUAUGAUGCAUUGGGCUAUGUGGAGCGCUACAUCCUGGAAACAGCCAAACUGUCUCAAUUAUUCGCGCACCAGGUGAUAUGGAACAUGAAGGCAAACUCCUAUAAAGACGAGGAUUCCCAAGUGCCGGAUCCACUCAAACCGACUCUGGACAAAUUCAUGGACGACUUGGUGGCAAGCUUUUCCAGCGAGGAGCGAAGCUUUUACGAACGUGAAUUCUCCUUCUUCAAUGAUAUCACCGGGAUAUCUGGCAAGCUUCGACCGUAUAUUAAAAGGAGCAAGCCCGAGAAGAAGGAGAAGAUCGAAGAAGAACUCCGUAAGAUCAAGGUGGAGGUUGGCGUUUAUCUCCCGAGCAAUCCGGAUGGAGUUGUUGUUGGGAUCGACCGCAAAUCCGGGAAGCCUCUGCAGAGCCAUGCGAAAGCGCCGUACAUGGCGACAUUCCGCAUCCAAAAGACAAAGCCUGUUGCACUCGGACCCACCACCCCGGUAGCUCAUGCGCCAGAUCCGGACUCUGCGGAUGACCGGAAGCAAGAGACCUACGAGGUUUGGCAGUCGGCCAUCUUUAAAGUCGGCGAUGACUGCCGCCAGGACAUGCUGGCUCUACAAAUGAUUGCCGCCUUCCGCAGCAUCUUUACGAGCGUUGGGCUGGACGUUUGGGUGUUUCCCUACCGGGUCACCUCGACCGCCCCUGGCUGUGGUGUGAUCGAUGUCCUCCCCAAUUCAAUCUCGCGCGACAUGCUCGGCCGGGAAGCGGUCAAUGGCCUGUACGACUAUUUCGUGUCCAAGUACGGCGGGGAGGAUUCUAUCCGAUUCCAGGAAGCACGCACCAACUUCGUCAAGAGUAUGGCGGCUUAUUCGGUCAUCUCAUACCUCCUGCAGUUCAAGGACCGGCACAACGGAAACAUCAUGGUCGACGAUGCGGGCCACAUCAUUCACAUCGAUUUCGGGUUUUGCUUUGACAUUGCCCCGGGAGGGGUCCGCUUCGAACGCGCGCCGUUCAAGCUCACAUCCGAAAUGGUUGCCGUCAUGAGCGGGUUUGGUUUGGCCGGUGGAGGAUCUCACAAUCCUACAACGACCCAGCCCUACCGGUGGUUUGAGUCGCUGGUCGUGAAGGCCUUUCUCGCGUCGCGCCCCUACAGCACCCGACUGUCGCACAUCGUCUCCUUGAUGCUCGACAGUGGCCUGCCCUGCUUCAAACCCGAUACGCUGAAGAACUUCCGUGAUCGGUUUGCCCUCGACCGCAGCGAAAGGGAAGCGGCCGAAUACAUGCGGGAGCUAGUCCGCAAAUCCUAUAUGAGCGUUUCCACCAAGGGAUACGACCAGUUCCAGCUGCUCACGAACGGUAUCCCGUACUAGAUAGAGUAAACCAUAGUUUAGAUAAUCGAGUUCCGGGUCCUCCUUCCCAUCAUGCGUGUCCACCUUGACGUCACGACUUUCC
This is a messenger RNA of Aspergillus steynii IBT 23096, 6015 nucleotides long. RefSeq names its product 1-phosphatidylinositol 4-kinase STT4 (gene stt4). Gene Ontology annotation, molecular function: 1-phosphatidylinositol 4-kinase activity. Gene Ontology annotation, biological process: phosphatidylinositol-mediated signaling; phosphatidylinositol phosphate biosynthetic process. Gene Ontology annotation, cellular component: cytoplasm; plasma membrane. Bases 78 to 5933 code for a protein of 1951 amino acids. The record is from RefSeq and is a predicted model, not a curated record. NCBI's taxonomy places the organism in Eukaryota, Fungi, Ascomycota, Eurotiomycetes, Eurotiales, Aspergillaceae. The transcript has 11 exons.